Molecule: messenger RNA, 4943 nt
Organism: Monascus purpureus
Lineage: Eukaryota; Fungi; Ascomycota; Eurotiomycetes; Eurotiales; Aspergillaceae
Source: the annotation of a GenBank genome assembly
CUCGUUUCUACCACGCAGGACAUCUCAUGUGCCUGCUAAAUUUGAUACACGCCAUUUUAUCUCUCCUUCUAAAAUACGUUCCAUCAACUCAAAUAAAUUUAUGUUGGAAGAGGACAGACGGGAAGAUCCACCAGGGGACGGGACAGACGACGCGCUGGGAGCGACCAUAACCGGCCCAAACAUAAACCACACAUCCACAACAACCAUGGUAGAGUCUGGUUGUGACUAUUUGCGCACAUCACCGAAGCCUCCUCAGUCGACGGAUCACAACGAUAGCGACAGUAGUCCUUUACAGCAUCCAUCUAGCGACGACGGAGAUGAGCGGCACCAAAACCAGACUUUCUUGGAGGAGAGGGAAAUGCGCCAAAAACUGAUGGAUAUGGAGUCUAGUUUUCUACCGGAACCAUCGGCCAUCCAAAUCCCUACUACCGACCAGAACGCCGGCCCUGAUGAUACGUACUUGCUAGGGAUUUCGCCUGGGAAUGCGGAAAGGCCUAUGGAAGCGCACAACGAUGCUGAGAUAUCGUUCGUAUUAACAGACGGAGGCCGUAAUAGUACACGUGCGGAAGAAACAGAGCAUGUCUCGCAGACUCCAUGCACAGAGAAACGCGAAGAGUCAACCAUUGACCUCGAUACGACACUCGAUAUUUCUAUGAAACAAGAUGAAGGGAAUACUACAUUGCUGGAGAUUGCUGCCUCAUCACCUGCGGCGGAGGCAGCAGCUAGGACUGCACAGAGGAACAGUUCCGCGCCUGCUAAUGAUUCCAAUAAGGCUGACCAACCUCAUCAAGAUCAACUAAGAGACAGAUCCCCUUCACCAGACCCUAAGGGUGGACUGCCGCCAAUGUCACUGACAGUUAGGCAGAGCUCACAGAGCUUGUCACCAGGCCGAUUGCCCCUAUUUCAAGACAACGCAGGAGGUGAUGGAGGAGCUACCUCCGGCCCUGGAUCAAAUACGAACCGGAGGGCAAGCAGACCCAAAUACCUGAUCACUCGUUCAUCUUCUCAUCGUCUUUCUUCCUCCUCUAUAACGAGUUCAACCACCGAAACGACAAAUAGCGAGGCAACGCUAGGGGCCGAUUAUGCACUUCAAUCGGGCGGUGCAGCCCCUGGCGACCGUAGCAGUUCUCAGAACAGAGGCCACAAUGACUUGGUGAGGUCGGUUAGUCUUGGGAGCCUGGCGUCGGGGAUUUCUGGUUACAGCGAUGAAAAUGUUCUUGAGAAGCGAAAUGCCACCGGUCUUGCUGAUGGCGGCGGUGGCCUACAGACGCUAGAUGAAGAGGAUGAUUCAUCACACUCGCGCCCGGGAACAUCUAGACAGAAACCGACUGCUAAUGAUUCAGCACCUAUGACUCCAAAGGGACAGCCGCCUCAAAAUUCUAACAUGCCGACAGAUACAGCCAUCGCAGAUCGCCUUAAGGACAUCCAAAUCCCUAGCGUGUUCGUACGACAAUACAGAGAGGAUUUUGGUGACCGAGGAGUGUCCCCAGGAAAGCGGACAGGUGCCCCAACCCCUGGAUUUACAAGAAGCGGUAGGACAAUGACGCUGAAAGAGCAAAGCAGUACUAUUGAUCGCCUGUCGAAGGAGAACUUUGAUCUCAAGAUGAGAAUUCACUUCCUUAACGAGGCGCUAAGUAAGCGUUCUGAGGAAGGGAUGAAGGAAGUGGUGUCUGAGAACGUGGAAUUGAAGUCCGAUAAAUUAAAACUGCAGAAAGAAAACCAGCACUUGAAGAGGAGACUCCGUGACUUGGAAAAGCAACUGAAGGAUAAGGAGUCGGAUAAAGGGUCUAUGAUCAACAACGAUCCUGACGCUUCAGAAGAUGAGGAUCGCGAUGCGGGGCAGUACGAAGAAGAGAUCAUGUUUCUACGGGAGAGACUGGACGCUUACGAGCUCGAGAUUGAUAAUUUGAGGGCGAAGAGCAUUGCUAGAGAGAGCGAGAAGAGGAGACUUGCUGAGCUAGUCAAGUCGCUGAGUGAAGGUCGAGCUAAGGGAUCGGAUGUGGGCGCAAGAGAGGAGAGAGACAUGUGGAAAGAUAUGCUCGAAGCAGAGACCGCAGCUCGUGAACAAGCAGAGGAAGAGAAUAAGAAGCUCCGAGACGAGAUUCUACGCCUCAAAGGCGAAACAAGCUCCGGUCCAGUAGGUAGUAGGUCGAUGAUGGGCUCAGUCUUGUCUUACUCGGCUAUCUCCGACCGCGAUGCCCACCGCAAUGCCACUAUCGGCAGCUCUGCGAGUGGCACGCUUGUAGAGCUGGAACUGUUGAAGCAAGAGAACGCAGAACUACGGAAGGAAGUCAGCGCCCAGACUUCAAUGCUCACAUCCCGGAAUCGGGAAAAGGAGCGCCUUUACCAGGAAAUAGAAGAGCUAAAGCUUGGGCAGCGCCGAGAUGGAGGGCGAUCCAUUGCUGGAGACAGCAUCUUCGAUCGUUCGGCCUCUCGAGCUAACAUACGGCCAUCCUCUCGUGGCAGUGAUGGGACCAGAACGUCUCGGACUAGCGAUAUCGAACGCGAAGGAUGGGAAAUUAGGAACGGGCAGCUGCGGGAUCAGGUGUCGACUCUAAAACUCGAAAAUCAAACCAUCAGGGCUCAACUUGAAAAGUCCUCCAGGGAGCUGGAAGCCCGCGACAAAGCAUAUCAAGCUGAUGUGGACCAGGCUGAAGAAGAGAUCCGGAAUCUACAGCAAGAACUCAAUCAGACAUUGCAGGUCGCGGAGGAACGUGAGAUCGCUUUCCAAGAUUUGAGGGCGGACGCCCAGGAAGAAAUAGAUGCUCUUGCGGACGAGCUCGACCAAAAGGUCGAGGAAUUUCAACGCAUGGAAGAACUUCUAAGGGACCAAGAUGAAAACCUGAAGGCCCUCCAAGCAGAGGUGCGGUCCGCAAGCGAGGGCAUAUUCAGGCUUGAGGAAGAUGCGCAAAGUAACCUGGAGAAGUACAAGGCCGUCCAGCAGGAGCUGGAGGAGUCUAACAGAGAGAUUGAGUCUUUGGAAAAGGGACUCUUCGAAGCAAACGCGAAGGUCCAGCGGCUGACGGUACAAAUUGAGUCGGGCGAAAAUGAAAUAGCCUUCCUUCGAGAAGAGCAAGAUGGAGACAAGAUUAAGAUCACCGAUCUUGAAUCCGAGCUGAAGAUAUGCCAGGUGAGCCUCCAGAACGAGAGGGACAAGACCAGGGAGCUUGAACAGCGUCUAGCAGAGGAGAGACAUCAGCGCGAAGUCGUCGGAACCCGGGAAAAGCAGGAGGUCCAGCGGAUCAUGAACGAGUUGAACCGCGAAACUUCUGCUGCCAAGGAGGAGAUUCGCAAGCUCAAAAAGAGCCUCUCUGCUCAAGAAAUUGAGACGGCAACUUGGAAGGAACGGCUGAUGGAUCUUGAGAGUAACCUCCGAGAAACUCUCGGAGACUUGGAUGGCAGCCGGUCUAGUUUAAUCUCCAACAUUACCAAGCUACAGAAGGAACUCGAAUCGACUGCUCUGGAGCUUGAGAGUGCCCGGACGAAGCUGGAUGAGAAGGAGUCGCUGCUGCGCAACCGUGAUGCCCUUCUUGAAAGCCACGGGCUCGAGUCCCGCAAACUAGCAGAGCUUCUGGAACGCGAGCGGCAAGCACGCCGUGCAGACAAACAGUCUUUCGAACAGGCGCUCAAGUCCCAUCACCAGGCAUCGCGGACCAUUACGCAAACGAAUUCGCGGAUCUCGGAGCUGGAGGGAGCCAGGAGCCAGGAUCGCAAACGUUAUUCGACCCUGGAACAGCAGUAUAAGGAGCAGCUUAGCGAGCGAAACUCGAUGCUGCUCACCAUUUGGAAGCGCCUGUCCACCAUGUGUGGCCCGGAUUGGGUACACUCGAAUAGUCUGAUCAACGGCAAUCUACCGAGCCAGGAGGUCAUUGGCAAUAUUCUCUUUUGGCCAGGCUUCAGCCGCAAUCUUUUACUGGCCGUCAAGACUGUGGAGAAUGUGAUAUCAGGCUUCAAGAACCGGAUCAAAUCGGUGGAGCGCGACUUGACCAAGCAAUACCAGUCCCUCGAGCAUACGUUCAAUCUGCGAGUGAAGAAACUGGACCGCUUGGAGGAAGCCGCCCGGAAUAUUCGAGCCCAACAACACAGCAGGGGCAGCUCCAACUCAUCCCCAGAAGUAGCCAAACUUCGAGGGGAGAAUCGGCUUCUGAAAGCCGAGCUGAAUCUUGUUCAUUCACAUUCGCGGAGCCGCAAUUCUCCUACUGCUGCCGUCCCUGGAGAAGCAGGACGUAGGUCGCCGCGCUCUCCUGUUCCGAAUUUGACCAUAAAUACGACGUUAGACGCAGAGCGGUCGUCGCUGGUCCGGCAUAACUCUGCAUCGAUGGUUGAGAAAUCCAUGAACCAUCCUUCUCAGUCAACCCGUUCAGAGAGGGGUGGCUUAUCCCGAACUUCGACACAUAUUCCGCAGCCGACGCACUUCUCGUCUUCAACGACGCUGGCCAGUAACGGCGAUUCUCUGACUCCUAAUCUCCGCCGUGGGAAUGAGACGAAUGACCAGAAAUGGGCGCAUCGCCUUCAUGAGCUAGAAAAGAGGCUGAAGGCUGAAAGGGAAGCUCGCCUCCUUGACCGUAGCGGGGCGCGCAAGCGCCUCGAAGAACGAGACGCGGAGAACCAAAGGCUUCGGGCUCAACUGGAAAAGGAGCGUGUGCGAAAGGGAGCAUUGACAGCAACGUCCUCGGAUGGCAGUAAUCAUGGCAGUCGCAGCCCAACCAAGAACGCUGCAAGAGGCAAAGCGGGCGCUGAGACAGGGAACCGACACACGAGUGAGGGAGAGAGUACGGAGGAGAGCUCAAGUGAAGGCGAGGGCAUAUACGUCGACAUUGAAGUGUAGUGUUUUUCUCAUCGCGCUGGGUACAUUGGGUGUCGUUAUUAUUCCGGUGUACAGUACUUAUUGUCUUGUAUAUAUUGAUAUACCCUUUGAUCAACAAACAUUCUGCAUUUCCCUG